Molecule: messenger RNA, 1023 nt
Organism: Debaryomyces hansenii CBS767
Lineage: Eukaryota; Fungi; Ascomycota; Pichiomycetes; Serinales; Debaryomycetaceae
Exons: 1
Coding region: 1-1023 (340 amino acids)
Biological process (GO): glycine import into mitochondrion
Cellular component (GO): mitochondrial inner membrane; mitochondrion
Molecular function (GO): glycine transmembrane transporter activity
Source: RefSeq, a predicted model, not a curated record
AUGGUUUCCGAUGUUUCCGAACCAUCAGAUACCACACCAGAAGUGGUUGUUCAGCAACAGCCACAACCAAAAACUUUGACACAUUUGAUAUCGGGAGCAUCUGCUGGAUUGAUAUCUGCCAUUUCGUUACAACCAUUUGAUUUGUUAAAGACGAGACUACAACAGCAACAGAGGUCUAAUAUAAAGUAUAGGACAACGAUAUCUAAAGAAUUGAAAAAAUUGACCCAUAUUAGGGACUUGUGGAGGGGUGCAUUGCCUUCUACCUUGAGGACAUCAGUUGGAGCAGGUCUUUACUUUACCAUAUUAUCAUCCGCUAGAAAUGGAAUAUCAGACUAUAAGAGAAGUUCGGAUAGUGUAUCAGAUACAAGUAUAUUGCCCAAAUUGUCGCCAUUCGAAAAUUUGGCUACUGGGUUUAUUGUUAGAGCAGUAGUAGGUAUUAUUACUAUGCCGAUAACAAUAGUUAAGACAAGAUACGAAUCCAACAUAUACAACUAUAAUUCUAUGUACGAGGGUUUUGAAAAUAUUUAUCUAGAUGGUAACCAAAAAGGCCAAGGCUCGUUGAAAAAUUUCUUUAAAGGAUCAUUCGCUACCUUAGCCAGGGAUUGUCCGUAUGCUGGUAUGUAUGUUUUAUUCUACGAAUUGUUUAAAAAUGAUAUCUUGACGAAGGUAGUGCCUCCGAUUGAUGAAACCGAAAAUGGUCCGAUUACAAGGUCAACUAUUAUAAAUACCAGUGCUGCGAUAUUGGCAGCUUCUGUAUCUACUACCAUUACCGCUCCGUUUGAUGCCAUAAAAACAAGACUUCAAUUAUCUUCUAUAGUGGCUUCUAAAAAGAUGACAUUGUGGUCUGCUACUAAAGAUUUAAUGAGAGAGGACGGUGGUGUCAAGAACCUAUUUAGAGGCUUGUCGUUAAGAUUUGGAAGAAAGGGUUUAUCUUCCGGUAUAAGUUGGUGCAUUUAUGAAGAAUUGAUUAAAUCUAACUUUGCCCAGGUAAUUAUAACCAAAUCUGACAAAAAGCUUGUAUAA